AUGAGGCGGGCGUGUGGCCGCCUCGCCGCUGCUUCGUCCAGGCACGGCAGCCUACCGUCGACCAUCGCCCCCGCUAGCCGCUCCUCGUCUCUACCGCACAUUGCAUCGACCGCCGGCAGAUCACCAUCGCUUCCAGCUACGUCACACUCCUUCCACACCUCUCCUACGCCCGCCAGAGCACCGGGCACACGCCCCGGCGGCCUCUCGGGCUCGGCCGGCGCCGAGAGCGAGGCCGACCUCGGACGCCACUUUUACCUCAACAAGGUCCUCGAGACCUGGGCAGCGCGGCCCGCCACCCGCAUGACGCUCCGCCAGCUCAUCUUCUUUGGCAAGACCCUCGGCAAGGACCGCGAAAAGAUCCUCAAGAGCGCUGCCUACGUCCGACAGGAGCUUCCCGUACGCAUCGCCCACCGCAUCCGCGACCUCCAGGCGUUGCCCUUUGUCGUCAUGACCAACCAGCACCUCGAAAACGUCUACAACAAGUACUGGUCCGCAUUCGAGACGCUGCGCCGCCUGCCCCCCAUCCGCGACAUGGACGACAACGAGCGCUUCUGCAACCUCCUCAAGGGCCUCCUCGACGACCACCUCACCAUCAUCCCCUCGCUCACCAUCGGCAUCGUCGAGUCCUCGCACCACCUCCCGCCCCACCAGCUCGACAAGUUCAUGGAGCGCAUGCUCCGCUCCCGCAUCUCGCGGAGGGUGCUGGCGGAACAGCACAUCGCCCUCAGCGAGGCCCUCGACGACCCCUUCCACUUCUUCAACGAGCCCGUACGCCGCAACGACGACGACGGCGGCGGCGACAGCGCCCACGAGGACCUCAGCGACAACCACGUCGGCAUCAUCUACACGCACCUCAGCGUGGCCAGCGUCGUGCGCAAGGGCGUCAAGCUGCUGACCGAGGUAUUCGCAGGGACCGAAGGCAUCUCCCCCGACCGCGUUCCAGAGAUCCGCAUCGACGGCGACCUCAAUGCGAGAUUCGCCUACAUACCCGAGCACCUCGAGUACAUCAUCUUUGAGCUGUUGAAGAACGCCAUCCGAUCCACGAUCCGGCAACACGCAGGACGCGAGGAUGCUGGUGUGGUUCGAGUUACGAUCGUCGAAGGGCCGCCGGCAGAGGAUCUCAUCAUUCGCAUCUCCGAUUCCGGAGGAGGCCUGCCAGACCUCAUUGAGCAGCUCUCGAUCCCGAGCGGCUUGGCGGGGCCCUCGACGGGACCGCAGUACCCCAUCCCGUUCCCCGAGACGGGCCACGUAGGCGGCUACGAUGCAGCCGCGAGGCAUGCUGCAUACGGCUCAGGCUCGUAUUCAUCGCCAGAUUACGCAGGGGCGGGCCCGCACACGAUGAGCAUGGACCCGUCACCGAGCUACUCUGCGCGGGGCGGCGUCGGCUCCGCUGGUGGGAUGGCGGGCUCGCAGACGGGCCACGAUACGCUACCUUCGUCGUCGCUCGUCGGCCCCGCAUCGGCUCCGCUCUCGCCCGACUCGCUGAUCGACGCGCUGUGCUCCUUUAGCAACGUCCGGCGCAGACUCGAGCUCGAGGGCGAGGCAACGAGGAUAGCCACUGAGCGCCUCCAGUCGCCCUCUUCUUCUUCAGUCGACAGCAGCGCCUCCGCCGCCGAAGACGCUGCGGGCUUCGAUGCAGCGACAACCAGGCCAACGCCGACGAGGGACCAGUUCCACGCGCUCAGGCGAGUGGGCAAGUUCAAGGGGACCGUCACCGAGCAGAUGGCCGCAUCUGCAGCCUCCGCCUCGUCCAUCUCGUCUUCGCCAUCUUCAUCCUCCACACCAUCCUCAUCUGGCUCUACGAACCCGUCUGCUUCGAGCGGCGGACCGGCAUCGGUCCUCUCGCCGCUGCAGCGGAGGGCGUACGAGGGUACCGGGCCCGCGGCGCUGCACACGGUCCAGGUCGAGACGGGCCUAGGGCUGCCCAUGGCCAAGGUCUACUGCGACUUUUUCGGUGGCUCGCUCAGCCUGCGCAGCCUCGACGGCCAUUCGACCGACGUCUACGUCCGUCUGCCCAAGCUCGGCACGUCCAAGGAGAGCAUCCCCGAGGUCGUGCUGUAG
Messenger RNA from Pseudozyma flocculosa PF-1, 2061 nucleotides. RefSeq lists its product as uncharacterized. The transcript is spliced from 4 exons. The coding region runs from base 1 to 2061 and encodes 686 amino acids. The record is from RefSeq and is a predicted model, not a curated record. Gene Ontology annotation, molecular function: pyruvate dehydrogenase (acetyl-transferring) kinase activity. Gene Ontology annotation, biological process: regulation of glucose metabolic process; protein phosphorylation. Lineage: Eukaryota; Fungi; Basidiomycota; Ustilaginomycetes; Ustilaginales; Ustilaginaceae. Gene Ontology annotation, cellular component: mitochondrion.